ACACUAUUAUGCAGAGUGGGUGGGUUUAUUUUGAGGGAGGGAGGUGGUGUUUAUCUUUUUUUUUUUUUUUUUUUUUUUUUUUUUUUUUUUUUUUUUUUUUGGAUAUAGUGAAUGCAGGGUCCUGGGAGAUCAGAUAUAGUGAAUGCAGGGUCCUGGGAGACCAGAUAUAGUGAAUGCAGGGUCCAGGGAGAUCAGAUAUAGUGAAUGCAGGGUCCGUGGAGAUCAGAUAUAGUGAAUGCAGGGUCCGUGGAGACCAGAUAUAGUGAAUGCAGGGUCCGUGGAGACCAGAUAUAGUGAAUGCGGGGUCCUGGGAGACCAGAUAUAGUGAAUGCGGGGUCCUGGGAGACCAGAUAUAGUGAAUGCAGGGUC
Staurois parvus is the source of this 369-nucleotide messenger RNA. NCBI's taxonomy places the organism in Eukaryota, Metazoa, Chordata, Amphibia, Anura, Ranidae. The record is from the annotation of a GenBank genome assembly.